Eruca vesicaria subsp. sativa (arugula) is the source of this 2073-nucleotide messenger RNA. Lineage: Eukaryota; Viridiplantae; Streptophyta; Magnoliopsida; Brassicales; Brassicaceae. The record is from the annotation of a GenBank genome assembly.
CUCUCUCUUUCGUUUGGCUUGGUCGCUGUUUCGUUUAUGAAUCGAGUGUCAGCCAUUAACGCUGCUUCUCUUCUCAAACGAGAUUUCUCUAAGCACCGCUUCUUCUCCUCCUCCUCUUCUUCGUUGCAGAUAAUCCCGCGAUGUGAUGAUCCACCUAAACCAAUCAUCCUAAACCCACUUUACAAUCUACUUCCCCACACCCAAAACCCUAAUCGAAUCGUCGACGUCAUCUGCUCUUCUCUCAAUCAAAACCCUGAUUUUCUUCCUUCCCACCUUCACAACGAGGUCAAACCCCUGAUUCCUCAUCUAGGCCACCGUGAAAUCUCUAGGGUUUUACUUAGGUUCCAAUCAGAUGCUACUCGAUCUCUCGCCUUCUUCAAUUGGGUUAAAUCCGAUUUGGGUAAGAUCCCAAACGUCGGUAACUACUGUUUGCUGCUUCACGUUCUCGCUUGGUCAAAAAAGUUUCCUUUAGCUAUGCAAUUUCUAUGUGAAUUGAUUGAAUUAGUCGCUAAGGAGCAAGACGAAGAAGAAGAAGAUGUGUUUAGUGUUUUGGUGUCUGCUACUGAGGAAUGUAAUUGGGACCCUGUUGUUUUGGACAUGCUCGUCAAGGCUUACCUGAAGUUAGGCUUAGUAGAAGAAGGCUUCUCAGCGUUUCGAAAAGUGAUUUCUUUCGGUUUUCGUGUUAGUGUUGUCACUUGUAACCAUCUCUUGAACGGUUUGCUGAAGCUGGAUUUGAUGGAUGACUGUUGGCAAGUGUAUCGUGUGAUGUGUAGAGUAGGAAUCCAUCCCAACACUCAUACCUUUAACAUUCUCACCAAUGUGUUCUGUAACGGUUCGAGUUUCCAUCAAGUUAAUGACUUUCUGGAGAAGAUGGAAGAGGAAGAAGGGUUUGAGCCUGAUUUGGUUACUUAUAACACGUUAGUGAGUAGUUAUUGUAGGAGAGGGAGGUUGAAAGAAGCGUUUUAUUUGUAUAAGAUCAUGUAUCGGCGUCGUGUUGUUCCCGAUUUGGUUACCUACACGUCGCUUAUUAAAGGUCUUUGUAAAGAAGGGAGAGUUAGAGAAGCUCAUCAGACGUUUCAUAGGAUGGUAGACAGAGGGAUUAAGCCUGAUUGUGUCGCCUACAACACUCUUAUCUAUGCUUAUUGCAAAGAAGGGAUGAUGGAACAGUCGAAGAGGUUGUUACAUGAAAUGAUUGGGAAUAGUGUUGUUCCGGAUAGGUUUUGUUGUAAAAUUAUAGUUGAAGGGUUUGUGAGAGGAGGACGGUUACUUGCAGCUGUGAACUUUGUUGUCGAGCUUACAAGGUUAAAGGUUAGAAUCCCAUUUGAAGUUUGCAGCUUUCUGAUAGAAAGUUUAUGCCGGGAAGGUAAGCCGUUUGCAGCAAAGCAUCUGUUGGAACGAAUCACUGAAGAGGAAGGUCACAAGGCGACACCAGAGACUUACAAUAACUUAAUCGAGUCUUUCUCUCGUUGUGAUGCUAUUGAUGAGGCGUUGCUUCUGAAAGAGAAACUCACAAGUCAGAACCAAGUGCUAGGUGUUGAAUCUUACCGAGCUCUUAUCAGCUGCUUGUGUAGGAUUGGUAGGAACCGUGAAGCCGAGUCUUUGAUGGUGGAAAUGGUCGAUUCUGAAGUGAAACCGGAUUCUUUUAUAUGCGGGGCUUUGGUUAAUGGAUAUUGCAAGGAGUUGGAUUUCGCUAAAGCUGAGAGGUUAUUGUGUUUCUUUGCUAUGGAGUUUAGAAUCUUUGACAUGGAGAGUUACAAUUUGCUUGUUAAAGCGAUUAGUGAAAUGGGAAGUGGGUAUAAGAAGGUGUUAGAGCUUCAGGAAAGAAUGCAGAGAGUUGGGUUUGUUCCAAAUGGCUUAAGUUGUAAGUACAUGAUCCAAGGUUUGAGCCAACUAGACGGUUUGAUGGAAGAAUUUUAAACCGGUGUUUUUUUUUUUUUUUUUAAUACGGGUAUCUAUUUCUUUUCAUGAGAGUGAGUUUGUACGUCUUUUAAUUAGUUUUUUUCUCCAACUUUUUUUUGCAUUACAAUAAAUGUCUAUUCAUGUUCUUCUCUGUUUUAUGAUUCUUGGAGUUUA